AUGGGGCAGCGCCUGAGCGGCGGCCGAUCCUGCCUCGAUGUCCCCGGCCGGCUCCUGCCGCAGCCGCCGCCGUCCCCGCCGCCGGUGAGGAGGAAGCUCGCGCUGCUCUUCGCCAUGCUCUGCGUCUGGCUCUACAUGUUCCUGUACUCGUGCGCCGGCUCGUGCGCCGCGGCGCCGGGGCUGCUGCUGCUGGGCUCGGGGUCCCGCGCCGCCCACGCCCCGCCGGCCCUGGCUGCGGGGCCCGACGGGACUGCCCCCAGGCUGCCGUUCCCGGCGGCGCCGGCCACCCCGCCGGCCGCGGGCCAGGAGCCGGCCGAGGGCGCCGCGAGCCAGGAGGAGCCGAGUCCCGAGGCGCCGGACCCCCCCAGCUCCAUCUCCAGCUUCUUCAGUGGGUCCGGGAGCAAGCAGCUGCCGCAGGCCAUUAUCAUCGGCGUGAAGAAGGGCGGCACGCGGGCGCUGCUCGAGUUCCUGCGCGUGCACCCCGACGUGCGCGCCGUGGGCGCCGAGCCCCACUUCUUCGACCGCAGCUACGACAAGGGCCUCGCCUGGUACCGGGACCUGAUGCCGAGGACCCUGGACGGGCAGAUCACCAUGGAGAAGACGCCCAGUUACUUUGUCACCCGCGAGGCGCCCGCGCGCAUCUCGGCCAUGUCCAAGGACACCAAGCUCAUCGUGGUGGUGCGGGACCCGGUGACCAGGGCCAUCUCGGACUACACGCAGACGCUGUCCAAGCGGCCCGACAUCCCCACCUUCGAGAGCCUGACGUUCAAGAACCGCUCGACGGGCCUCAUCGACACGUCGUGGAGCGCCAUCCAGAUCGGCAUCUACGCCAAGCACCUGGAGCACUGGCUGCGCCACUUUCCGCUCGGCCAGAUGCUCUUCGUGAGCGGGGAGCGGCUCAUCAGCGACCCGGCCGGCGAGCUGGGCCGCGUGCAGGACUUCCUGGGCCUCAAGAGGAUCAUCACCGACAAGCACUUCUACUUCAACAAGACCAAGGGCUUCCCGUGCCUCAAGAAGGCCGAGGGCAGCAGCAAGCCCCACUGCCUGGGCAAGACCAAGGGCAGGACCCACCCCGACAUCGACCGCGACGUGGUGCGCAGGCUGCGCGACUUCUACAGGCCCUUCAACUUGAAGUUCUACCAGAUGACCGGCCAGGACUUCGGCUGGGACUGAUGGCCCCCGCGGCCCUGGGACCUCCCAACCUGGCUUACAUAUCCAGAGAGAUUAUAUGUAUGUAAAAUGUACAGAAAUCUAUUUUAUAAUAAUUUAUUUUUAAUUCAUAAGCAAUUAAUUCACUAAGCUGCCUAGCCACACUCUGUAGAGAGUUAGCCUCAUGCUCUGUGAACAUUCCAAAGUGUUUGCAUCUUUUCUUUCCCUCACGAUGGAUGGUGCUUCCAUUUCUUUUUGUGUUUUGUUUUGGAGUUUGUUUUUUGUUUUUUGUUUUUGGGGUUUUUUUGCCCCUCCCCCGUUCUAUUUAAAAAAAGAAGAAAAGCACAACUUGAGAUUUUGGUUGUUACGGGUAUGCAGCCUUCGAUCGCUGUCUGAAUUCACUUGCCAUCUCCUCGGGUCUUGGGUCUUGGGUCUUGGGUCUUGUGCCCAGCUUCUUUCCCUCAUUGGAACACCCAACUGCCCCCAGCAAUGUGGCUCUCUGAAGGGUCCUGUGGCACAUCGCAGCCUCCUGCCUGGGUGUCGACAUGUCCAAAGAUGUAGACGCCAGGCCCCAGGGCUAGGCAAUCCCCCCGCCCUCCCCGCGCCCCCCUGAUUGUGCCCAGCUCACAGGGGCAGGGAAGUCACUACCUUUGCAAGGAUACGCGCUUCCUAUCUGGAGUCGGCAUCCCAGGGACCAUGGACUGCAGUUUUUAAUUUCAAAAGAUGGCCUCUGCAUCUUCUGCCCCAGUCCCUAGUUCAUUAAGCAGCUUGAAGUGUAUGCAGGUGUUCUUGCCCCGUCUUGCCCAGGUCACAUGUGUGAGACACUUGGGUGCUGCUUUAGACCUAAAGACGACCUCUCAUUUGCACGAGUGCACCACGCUCGGUUCUCCAGGCAGACAGUUCUGCUUCGACACACCAAAGAAUCCCCUAGGCUAGCAGAAGCACCGGCACAAACCCACGGGGGCCAGGGGUCAGGACCCACAGGUGUCAGGUGCAUCCCACACCAUCAGAGUCCCCCACUUAAGGUGCUGCUGGGUGCCGAGCCAGCCCACGUGGGGCACAUCCCAGUAGAGUGAGCACCUCAUUGGGCAGAAAAGACAAAGAGUACCAGAAAGACAGGCAGUCCGUCAGAAGAAGAGAGUCCCUGGCUCGUUGCUUGAUGUCUGGAGCUCUCCUCGAAAUUCCUGGCUCCUCGCCGAUGGGCAGCACAGUCUGUAGCCAAUAGCCAGACAGCAAGAACCAAGUGUGGCUCUGGCACAGACAGGCUGGGAAAAGAAAGCUGGCCCAUGUUACCUGAAGGCGGCCGAGCUGACCCUUGUGAAGAUGUUUGAGCUAGAUCCCCAGCAGGAAGGCUGCCAGCGUAGCCACUGUGGAUGCAGAUUGCUCUCCCCACCCCUCCCAGUUGAGAGAGCCCUUGGAGAUUAUUUUUGAUGACUGGCCUGUGGCCGUCGGGGAACCAUAUAGCAAGAUGACACAAUGAACAUCCUCACUCUAUCCCGUUUUCUUAAACCAGAAUGCUUCUCCCCUAAAAGAGUUUUCAUUCGAGUUGCUAGUUUGAGCAAGGCAUGUGUGAGGAGAUACACACAUCAUCCAGAUGGUUGGGGUGUGCUAUUUGCAAAGACCCUUUUGCACAUUGGAUGGGGAUAACUUGCCCGACAGAGCAAGAGAACACGCAUGAAAAGAGAGAGAAAAUCCUUCAUCUCUCCAAACUGAGGUCACUGGUCUGUGAGUGAUGUCCUGUUGGUAAUCUGGUUUGCAUCUGCCCACACGUGUGUCAGCCCAGACGAUGACUAGCGCACACCAAGCAGCAAAACGAUCAUCGAGGAUGGGCACGGGGCGCUCUGUGCAUUCAUUCCUGAGAUACUCCGUUCAUUUCAGAGCUGAAGUCCCAGCCUCUCCCAAGUGGUGCUCAAGCGCCCACCGAACCCUGCUCCGCCCGCCUUCUGGCCACUUCGGUGCCCCGGCACGGCUCAUGCUGUAGGAUUGCAGAAAUUCAGAGGAGGGUGUGCGACAAAGCAGUAGGAAGGCUUGCACACGUUUUUCCUUCCCCUCUGGGUCCCCGUCUUCUUUCCAAGCGGGACAGUUUUGAUUAAGUUGUUUAUCCCCUGCCUUGCAAGGGAAACAGGAAGUCUUCCGAUAGAAGAAGGGUCACUGAGUCAUGAACACUGAAGUGAGUCAAGAUUCUAUUCUGGGUCAAAUCCUUGAAUCCAAGCAGAUGUUGGUCAUUAGCAAGGACGGACCAGUGCACGUUUUUCUGUAGAAGACAAAUAAAUGAAAGCUGCCGUGCAUCUCUUCGUAGGGGCCUGAUAGCUUACAGUUCCUGACCCUUCCAGACGCGACAUCUGCCCGGCGGAUACACCCCAUCAUAUGAUAGUUAUUAUAGGAGCCCGAGCACACACAUGUUCCUCCUGCCGAAGGUAAGCGACGGGUACAAUUCAGCCUUGAGUUCCUGUUCUAGCAAUCUCCAAGGCCACCAGCUUGAGUCCUUAGCUGCUAGAAGACAAACACCCAGUUCACGUUUUGGCACUUUGUCCCAGGGCACGCGUGGGUUUCUUUUUUUCCCAAUUUACAGGAAAAGCUCUGAUAAUACUCUGGGGAGGGGGGUGGUUCUUGAUUCCUCUCCAUUUUCAUUUGCUCGUUAAAAAACAAAAAGAUUAGCAAACAAAAAUUGGAGGUUUUCAUGGUCCUGGUGUUUGUGCUGUAGUCUGGUAACCUGACGGGUGGUCCCUGGAAAGCUAUUUUAGGUAUAGUGAUGGAAUAAUAAAUACUUAAUUUGGAUGAUGGAGGAAGGGACAUGGUCUCUUUCGUGGGAUUUUUCUUUGGAAGUCAUUUUGAGUGACGGAUAUAUACUAUUGGAUCUUUGGAGAAAUCAUUUCAGACCUUUGGAGAAAUAUUUCAGGCCAGGAUAUUUAUAAGAAAGGAAAAUGGAAGGUUCCAGUAGACUAGAAAUACUUUUAGCGUGUAUCUCAAAUGCUGACACAGACAUCUGUGUCAUUUACGCUGACACAGACAUCCGUGUCAUUUUUCUUUUCCAGUUUCUCAAGAAGGAAGGUCAAUGAAACCGAAAAGGUGUGGUUAGAAUUCUUUUUUUCACUUUCGUAACAUUAAUUUAUGACUGCGUUCGUUCAGCCCAGUAAUCUGAGAAAUACUGUGCAAAUUCUAGCAAGUGUGUCUUCUAUAACCUGGAUGUUAGAAUAGCCAAUAUGUACAAAAAGAUUAAAUCAAGUAUUUUGUCCUAUGUAUAACACAAAUUACUUUUACACAGAGAAAGAUGUUUCUAGGAAAAAGAAAUUCUGGUAAUUCAUACUAUUUCUUUGUAUGAACAAAUAAAAUUUAUUUUACCAACUUG
Molecule: messenger RNA, 4498 nt
Organism: Canis lupus familiaris (dog)
Lineage: Eukaryota; Metazoa; Chordata; Mammalia; Carnivora; Canidae
Product: heparan sulfate glucosamine 3-O-sulfotransferase 3B1
Exons: 2
Coding region: 1-1173 (390 amino acids)
Molecular function (GO): [heparan sulfate]-glucosamine 3-sulfotransferase activity
Source: RefSeq, a predicted model, not a curated record